Molecule: messenger RNA, 2976 nt
Organism: Phalaenopsis equestris
Lineage: Eukaryota; Viridiplantae; Streptophyta; Magnoliopsida; Asparagales; Orchidaceae
Product: NF-X1-type zinc finger protein NFXL2
Exons: 13
Coding region: 61-2727 (888 amino acids)
Biological process (GO): regulation of DNA-templated transcription
Cellular component (GO): nucleus
Molecular function (GO): RNA polymerase II transcription regulatory region sequence-specific DNA binding; zinc ion binding; DNA-binding transcription factor activity, RNA polymerase II-specific
Source: RefSeq, a predicted model, not a curated record
ACCGAGAUAACGGUACACCUAAUUGACAGACUCCGAUAGCGGAUACAGUCCUCCGCGCGAAUGGCCUACGCCGCCGCCCUACGUCCGCCGUCGGACCUUACUCCAUUUCUUUCCGACUCCGAUAGCGGAAGCACCAGCGGCGGCGAUGAAGCAGCCGCAGUUUCGCGCGCAUCUCCUCUGGAGGACUCCAUUUUUGCAGCCUAUCUCCAGAUCUAUGGCGGCGGUUCUCCCUCCCUUGAUCUUAUCAAGAUUCGCUCCUUCCUAUCCGCCGCCGCAGGCCGCGGCGGUCACUUCGUCUCCUGCCUCAUUUGUUUGGAACGCAUCCGCCCGUCCGAUCCCGUCUGGUCCUGUUCUUCCGGUUGCCAUGCUCUAUUUCACCUUCCGUGCAUCCAGAAUUGGGCUAACCAAUGCUCCCACCGGCCCACUUCUUCUUCGUCCCUCCACUCCUCAGACUGGCAUUGCCCCAAAUGUCGUAUUUCCUAUGUUCGAGACAUGAUUCCCCGAUCCUAUCGUUGUUUUUGCGGCAAGCUAGAGGACCCGCCGUCCGAUCCAUGGAUCCUCCCACACUCGUGUGGGGAGGUCUGCGGACGUCCUCUGCGCGGAAACUGCGGCCAUGAAUGCCUUUUACUUUGCCACCCUGGGGCUUGCCCACCGUGUCCUAAGCUCGUCACUGCCCGUUGCUUCUGCGGCUCUCAAAAAGAUGCCCGCCGUUGCGCGCAAAAGCAUUUCUCAUGCAAUCAGGUGUGCUCUAAGUUGUUGCCAUGCCGCACCCACCUGUGCAUCGAGCGCUGCCAUGACGGUCCAUGCCCGCCUUGCCAGGUGAAGGCCUUGUAUAAGUGCGCUUGUGGGAAGACAGAGGAGGAGAGAGUUUGCGCUGAGAGUGAGUUUCGAUGUGAUAGGCCUUGUAAUGGAAUUCUUGGGUGCGGGAAGCACAAGUGCGGCCGUGGUUGCCAUUCUGGAUCCUGUGGGGCCUGCCCUCUGGAAGGUAGGAGAACUUGUCCUUGUGGGAAAAAGGAGUAUAAGGGGGUUUCGUGUGAUGAGAUUGUGCCAACUUGUGGUUUGACAUGCGAGAAGAUGUUGAGUUGCGGGUUUCAUAGGUGCCCAGAAAGGUGCCACCGUGGGAUUUGUGUGGAGACUUGCAGGAUUGUGGUUCUCAAGGCUUGCCGGUGUGGGAGCUUGAAGAAGGAGGUUCCAUGCCAUCAAGAUUUGAUCUGCGAAAGGAAAUGCUUAAGAAUGCGAGAUUGUGGCCGCCAUGCAUGUAAGCGUCGUUGUUGUGACGGGGAAUGUCCAUCUUGCCAAGAGAUUUGUGGGAGGAAGCUACGUUGCAACAACCAUAAAUGCCCUUCCUUAUGCCAUAGAGGCUCGUGUGCCCCAUGUCCUUUGAUGGUGACGAUUUCUUGCUUCUGCGGAGAAACAUAUUUCGAGGUCCCAUGUGGUGUUGAAAAGAAUCAAAGGCCUCCAAAAUGCCCCAAAGCUUGUCAUGUGUCGCGUUUGUGCAAACACCAAUUUCAGUGUCGGCCACACAAAUGUCACUAUGGUGCUUGCCCGCCUUGCAGAAUUAUUUGUGGAGAAGAACAUCCAUGCGGUCAUAGCUGUAAACAUAGAUGCCAUGGUCCAAUCCCUCCUCCCAACCCGGUGUUCACACUGAAACCAAAGAAGAAGAAAAUGGAGAAAAUUCUUGGAGUUACACCUGGAUUAGCAUGCCCCACUUGUGAAGAAAUUAUAUGGGUAGCAUGCCUUGGCCAACACAUUGGUGAAGAACGUCCGAUGGUUUGCUCAAAAAAGGCACAGUUUUCAUGCAAUAACCUAUGUGGAAGUCUUCUUUCUUGUGGCAAUCAUUACUGCACAAAGCCUUGUCAUGCUGUAAAGUAUCAGCCAUCAUCAUUGGAUGAAAAUGAAAGUUGUGAAAAUGAUUUGGCACAAAAGCAAGAGCCUUUACUUUUAGAUGCUGCAAGAGAACACGCAGAGCCGUGUGAAGAGUGUCUUCUUCCAUGCGAAAAGGUUAGGGAGCCUGCAUGCUCGCACCCAUGCCCUUUGCGGUGUCAUUGUGAUAGUUGUCCCCCUUGUGAGGUUCUUCUCAAAAGAUCGUGUCAUUGUGGUGCUAUGGUGCAUGUUUUCAAGUGCACUGACUACAAUGGGUUGAACGAAAAGGAGCAACAACUGAUACGAUCAUGUCGUGGUCCAUGCCAUAGAAAAUUACCUAAUUGUCCUCAUUUAUGCUCUGAACUUUGUCAUCCUGGACAGUGCCCAUCUGUUAAUCUAUGCAGUAAAAAGGUUACCGUUCGCUGUGCAUGCAAUAGUCUUAAAAAGGAAUGGCUUUGUCGUGAUGCCCAAAAUUUCUACCGCGAAACAGGUCGAGAUUCUAAAGAUGUUGUAAAGAACUUGUUUGGAGUUGGUUUGAUCCCAUGCAAUGCAGACUGUAAAAGCAAGGUGAAAACUACUGAUGCAGAAUUGCUAAUUCGAAAAGUUCAAGUGCCCAAGGACACGGAAACUGUUGUUGCUGCUGUGACAAAGAGGAAAAAGAGACGGGACCGUGUACAAGUAACCCAGCAGGUUUCAAAGUUCCAGGCAUUCAGAUCAGUCCUACAGAAAUGCCUACUCUUUUCUAUACUGUUGAUUGUUAUAUGUGGAAGCUUAUACUAUGGCUACAAGGGCCUCUUCUGCCUCUCCGAUUGGAUGUAUGAAAUGGAGAAAAGGAAAGCCAGAAAAGGAUUUUCAAGAUUUUGAUUGCUGUAACAAACCCUGCAGAAUUCAUUCAAUUCUUUCAUCCUUAAAGUUUCAGAAUAAAAGCCAUUAACUAUUUGUGUUAGUUAAUAUGGUUGAUAAAACAUUAUAUUCUAAGUUGGGUGUGAUGUGCAAAUUAGGGUUUGUAAUGAGUUAAAUGUUGGUACUUUUGACAUGGAGCCAGGUUAGGGGGGUGUUACGGUUUUGUUCUAUGGUACAUUAAUAUCAUGUAACGUAUCAAUCACCUAAACU